This is a messenger RNA of Cynara cardunculus var. scolymus (artichoke), 2329 nucleotides long. Its product is annotated as equilibrative nucleotide transporter 8-like. Gene Ontology annotation, biological process: nucleoside transmembrane transport. The transcript has 2 exons. Gene Ontology annotation, molecular function: nucleoside transmembrane transporter activity. Gene Ontology annotation, cellular component: plasma membrane. Lineage: Eukaryota; Viridiplantae; Streptophyta; Magnoliopsida; Asterales; Asteraceae. The coding region runs from base 448 to 1641 and encodes 397 amino acids. The record is from RefSeq and is a predicted model, not a curated record.
UAAGCCACCUCAAACAGAUUAAUACCAGAAAUGCCCCAGAAAGAAUCCCACCCUUUCUCAAACCCAUACAGGGCUUAAUGGAAAAAAAGUAAACAGACAACUUAACCUAUACUCGGUGAGUGAUUAAGACUGACCCAGACCACACUAUUACCAGGUUAGCGCUUACCCAAUUUGCAUUGGUAAACGGCCCAUAAGAUGCCAUGGAUAAUAGAGUAGAUUAGACCAAUUUCACUGGUCUAAAAACAAAAGAGUUGGAAAGAAUCUUUCUUUUCACCCCCCUUGUCAAAACGUCAAGAUUUCUUUAUUUACCUUUCUUCUCAUGGCUUUGUCUUUAUCCACCUUUAAUCAUUGAAAAAUCUUCCCAAAGGAUGCCCAUUUAAACCUUUAAGCAUAAACACAGAACCAGAUCAAACCAAACAAAAAGAUUGUGCACAACUUCAGAAACAGAUGGAGAGAUUAAAGAGUGACCAAAAUCAAACCGAACGAAAAGAUACAUACAAAAUCGCGUAUAUGAUCCAUUUCUUACUUGGUGCAGGCAAUUUGCUUCCAUGGAACGCGUUGAUCACAGCUAUCGACUAUUUUGGCUAUCUUUAUCCAGAUAAACACAUUGAGAAAGUGUUUUCGAUAGCGUACAUGAGCUCUUCACUUUUAGUUCUUGUUUUGAUGAUAAGUCGGAGUAAUUUGAGCAGAAAAGUUGGCUUUAGAAUGAGGAUGAACUUUGGAUUCACCAUGUUUGUUAUAUCUCUCAUGGUGACUCCGACGAUUGAUUGGGCUCAGAAUGGCAGCGUGUUGAAGGAGAAGUCAUGCAUAAAGUUUUACACAGUGGUUGCAUCGGUUGUGAUCUGUGGUUUAGCUGAUGGCUUGAUAGGAGGGAGCCUAAUAGGGUCUGCAGGUAAGUUGCCAAAAGAGUACAUGCAAGCCGUUUUUGCUGGAACGGCAUCAUCGGGGAUACUGGUUUCUCUCUUGAGAAUUAUAACAAAAGCAUCACUCCCGAAUGAUCCACAAGGCUUAAAGACAAGUGCCCACUUCUAUUUCAUAGUCAGCGCAUUCGUUCUUAUGAUCUGCAUCAUUUGUUGUACUCUAUUGUACAAGUUGCCGGUCAUGGAACAAUAUAACAAUCUACUCCAACACGACCAUCCGACUUCACGAACUAAAUUAUGGGAUGUGACAAGAAUGAUUCAAUGGCCGGCACUAGCCGUAUUCAUUAUAUAUACAAUAACUCUAUCUAUUUUCCCGGGAUUCUUAGCAGAAAAUCUACAGUCGAAACGCCUUAAAGAUUGGUACCCGAUAAUGUUGAUCAUCACGUACAAUAUUGCAGAUUUUGUUGGGAAGUCUUCUACAGCAAUUUAUAUGGUAAACAGCAUUCCUAAAGCUACUUGGGGUUGUGUUGGAAGGCUGCUCUUCUAUCCUCUGUUUACAGCCUGCCUCCAUGGACCUAAAUGGUUUAAAAGUGAAGAAUAUGUGGUGGCUUUGACUUUUAUGUUGGGGUUUACCAAUGGGUAUCUGACAAGUGUCAUCAUGAUUCUUGCUCCUAAAUCAGUGCCACCUUCAGAAGCAGAAAUGGCUGCAAUUGUGAUGGCUUUGUUCUUAGGGAUGGGGUUGGUUUCUGGCUCUGUUCUUGGCUGGUUCUGGAUCAUCUGAAGCUAACGAGCUGUUUGGUUGAUUUUCCAUUAAGCCAUGUAUGAAUAAAGUUGUCUGUGUGGAUUAAUGUGUCUGUAUAGAUUCGGAAGAUUUUUGUAUAGGGGGUUUUUCCUACAAAUGGAAGGAGCGUGUUUUUUAAUUGGGAGGGGUGGCUUGUUUGGAGAAAAAAUGGCUUUCUACAUAAAGCUCCCCCCUUGGAAGCUUACCGGAUAGUCAUAUUGUCACUACCAAACAGUCAUAUAUAGCUAACUGAAUAAGUUGCGAGUCCCAUUAAGCUGCUAACAAACAGGCCCUACAAUGUUUCUAUAUCUAAUGGUCACAUCUAAUGAUUCUUCUUUUAAGCACGACUAGCAAUUCAUUUCAGAGCAAGUGCAUCAAACUUGAGUCACAAAGGGUAAAUUGGUAAUUUUAUGUCAAUCGGACAGUUCAUUCAGAACAUUUAACAAAGAGCUAGUUACCAUUCUGCAACAAGUCAUACAGAAGCUGAUCUUAAUCAUCCAGCACCAAAUCAUUCAGUAUCUACCAAACAGCCCCUAAGUGUCCUAUUCAAGCCUUUUAAACAAAACAUGUCUUAAUCAUCAUGAGAAUAAUUGCACGAUACCAUUAUUAACAUACCGCUAUCACUGACAGUUGCCACAGAAACACGAUCAUCUCAAAAAGAAUCUUGAUUACACAAGUUGGAGACCGU